This is a messenger RNA of Condylostylus longicornis, 2171 nucleotides long. It is a transcript of the gene gkt, whose product is annotated as probable tyrosyl-DNA phosphodiesterase. Gene Ontology annotation, biological process: single strand break repair; double-strand break repair. Gene Ontology annotation, cellular component: nucleus. Lineage: Eukaryota; Metazoa; Arthropoda; Insecta; Diptera; Dolichopodidae. Bases 114 to 2063 code for a protein of 649 amino acids. Gene Ontology annotation, molecular function: 3'-tyrosyl-DNA phosphodiesterase activity; double-stranded DNA binding; single-stranded DNA binding. The transcript is spliced from 7 exons. The record is from RefSeq and is a predicted model, not a curated record.
AUAGUUGUUUAUUAAAAAAAAAUCAAAACGUUAAAAAGACUAAAUUUUAAAUUUAAUUUUUUCGCUUUAACUCCAAUUUAUAAGUUAAUAAUUUUAUAUCCAAAUUGUGUGUGAUGGAUUCUCGGAAAGAUUGUCAAUAUGGUGAAAAUUGUUACAGGAAAAAUCCAGUACAUUUUAAGGAAUACUGUCAUCCUCAUUUGGAAAACAUCUUAAAAGCUGGACUAAAUAAGAAUACAAACCAUUAUGACAUUCCCACAGAACUUCAUAUGACAAAAUAUAUUAUAGAAGAUCAAUUAUCAAUAUUAGAAAAAAUAUUUCCCAAUUUAAGAACAUCAAGCGAAUCUUCGAAACCUGUCGAUAAAAAGAAUCAAAACUCUGAAAGUAAAAUUUUUAAUAAAGAACGUAAUAAUGCUAAACUGCAAGAAGCCAAAGCUAGAAACUAUGAUGUCGUAGUAGUAGAAGAUGAUGACUCGGCAAAUAGAUCAGGAAUGCAAAAAGAAAAAGAGAAAGACGGAAAAGAUAUAGCUACCCCGAAAAGGAGAAAUCUUCCUGAAUGGUCAAAUAAAAAAGAACCUGAAAUAUACAAAAAUAAAAGCGAUAGAAAAGAAACAGAAGGUGUUGACAGAAAUUCUCCGCAACCAAGUACGUCUUCAAAUUCGCAAUCUGAUGAGUCUCGAUUAUCAAAAAAACCAAAAAUAGAUCGCAAUAUUCAUGAUUAUAUUUCAGUCGUCUUGCCAAAAGGUAAUACGGCAAAAAAAUUAGAAAAAGCAGCACCUUACAAUAUAUUUCUGACAACAAUUACCGCUUCGCCAUUAACUCACCAUGAACCACUUUCCAUCACAUUCCAAGAAAUUUUAGAUGAAAGUUUGGGUGAAAUUGAAUCAUCAUUGCAAAUAAAUUUUAUGGUAGAUAUUGGGUGGCUCUUAGGACACUAUUAUUUUGCAGGAUGCUUGGAUAAACCAUUGCUGGUAUUGUAUGGGGAUGAAACACCAGAAUUGCAAACUAUUUCUAAAUCAAAGCCUCAAGUCACUGCAAUAAAAGUUAAUAUGCCAUCUCCUUUUUCAACUCAUCAUACGAAAAUGAUGAUAUUUAAUUACAAAGAUAAUUCGAUGCGUGUUGUAAUUUCUACUGCAAAUUUAUAUGAAGAUGAUUGGCAUAAUCGAACACAAGGUAUUUGGAUUAGUCCAAGAUUACCAGCUUUAAAUAAUGAUUCAGAUACAAUGGCUGGUGAUAGCUCAACAAAUUUUAAGCAAGAUUUGAUGCUUUAUCUUGUUGAAUACAAAAUUCCAAAAUUGCAAACUUGGAUAGCAAAAAUAAGAAAAACUGAUUUUAGUUCCAUCAAUGUGUUUUUAGUAGCAUCAGCGCCAGGUGGAUUUAGAUCCAGUUCUGUCAGAGGUCAUCCAUUUGGACACGCAAGACUAGGUUAUCUUUUAGGAAAACAUUCAGCAAAAAUUGAUGAAAACGUUCCUAUAGUAGCACAAAGUUCAAGUAUCGGUAGUUUAGGACCUAAUGUUCAAACGUGGGUAGAAAAAGAUUUUAUAAACAGCCUAAGGAAAGAUUCAACUCCAUUAGGAAUAAGACGUGUACCACAGUUUAAAUUUAUAUAUCCUAGUUAUGGAAAUGUGAAAAAUAGUCAUGAUGAUUUGUUAGGAGGCGGUUGUUUACCUUAUAGUAAAACUACUAAUGAUAAACAACCGUGGUUGAAAAAUCAUUUAUAUCAAUGGAUAUCUAAAUCUAGAUACAGAAAUCAAGCAAUGCCACACAUAAAAACAUAUUGCCGGUGGAAUGAUGAUGAAUUAUAUUGGUUUGUUUUAACUUCUGCAAAUUUAUCUAAAGCUGCAUGGGGCUCGUUUAACAAGGCUGCGAAAAUCGAACCAGCUUUAAGAAUCAUGAAUUAUGAAGUUGGAGUCUUGUUUCUGCCAAAAUUUAUUACCGGGGAAAAUACUUUUCCUUUAAAAAAGGAUAGGGAUGGUGUUCCAGCUUUUCCAAUGCCUUAUGAUAUACCUUUACGACCAUAUGGAACCGAUGAUAAACCUUUUGUAAUGGAUUAUUUAAUGAAUUAAUCGCUGCAAAAUUUAGUUUUAAAAAUUUUAUUUUUGUUUUUAAAUAUACACUUGCAUGUAGAUGUUCAAAACCAUUUUUGUAUAAAUUAUUUCAAAACUUUAACUUUA